Messenger RNA from Fonsecaea nubica, 1569 nucleotides. RefSeq names its product phenylalanine-tRNA ligase, alpha subunit. Gene Ontology annotation, cellular component: cytosol; phenylalanine-tRNA ligase complex; cytoplasm. NCBI's taxonomy places the organism in Eukaryota, Fungi, Ascomycota, Eurotiomycetes, Chaetothyriales, Herpotrichiellaceae. Gene Ontology annotation, biological process: phenylalanyl-tRNA aminoacylation. The transcript is spliced from 2 exons. The record is from RefSeq and is a predicted model, not a curated record. Bases 1 to 1569 code for a protein of 522 amino acids. Gene Ontology annotation, molecular function: phenylalanine-tRNA ligase activity; ATP binding; tRNA binding.
AUGGCAGAAGAUUUGACCCCGAAAGUGCUUGAAGUACUGAACUCCGCAAAUGGUCCUGUCAUCACAUCGGAAGCCUUUCCCAAUGCCACCUUUGUCAGUGUCAAAUCCGCUGUCGACAAAUUACGGUCGAGAGACUUCAUUGAAGCAGAGCAGAUUGAUCGGUUGGAACUUGUUCUGACAAAAGAAGGCCAAGAUAUUGCAGAAAAUGGGAGCAACGGCGCAAGAGUUUUCGAGGCAGUUCGAUCCGCAUUGGAGGGACUGAAGAUCAAAGAUUUACCCGCAGCCGUGGGCGACGCAAACGUGGCCAAGUUCGGUUCGGGAGAUGCCUUCAAGCUCAAGUGGAUCAAGAAAGACGGGGACACUCUCAAGGCGACUGCGGACAAGAUCCAGGACGAGGUACAAGAACAAUUACGACAGAUCCAAUCCGGGAAGGCCUUAGACAACCCCAAAGUCGUGGCAGACUUCAGGAAGAGGAAAUAUGUGGUAGAACAGAAAACGGUCGCCUUUAAGAUUUCCAAAGGCCCUAAAUUCUCGACUGAAUUUGUCAAGGAGGAGGCGGAUCUGACUGCAGAAAUGCUGGCGUCUGGCGCCUGGAAGACCGUGCAGUUGAAACCAUAUAACUUCAAGGCCAAAGGGGCACCCACGCCAUCCGGAGCUCUUCACCCUCUCAACAAAGUACGUCAAGAGUUCAGAGAGAUCUUCUUCGAGAUGGGCUUCGAGGAGAUGCCAACAAAUCGCUAUGUGGAGACUGGUUUCUGGAAUUUUGAUUCUCUUUUUGUCCCUCAACAACAUCCCGCGCGCGACCUUCAAGACACAUUUUACAUCUCAGAUCCCAUCAGAGCCGAUCCUCCUCGGGCAGAUCCAGAACCUCCGGCCCCAGGGGAGAAAUCUAUACCUUCACCUUCUCAUAAGAGGACAAAGUCGAAGGAAAAGGGCCUGGACUUCAAGAAGUACUGGGAUGAUGUUCGUGCCGUGCAUGAAAACGGAAAGUUCGGCUCGAUAGGCUACAGAUACCCAUGGUCUGAAGAUGAGUCUUUGCGACUAGUCAUGCGAACUCACACCACGGCAAUUUCUGCAUACAUGCUUCACAAACUCGCUCUGAAUCCUCGGCCGGCGCGAUACUUCUCUAUCGACAGAGUCUUCCGAAAUGAGACGGUUGAUCAAACGCAUCUUGCAGAAUUCCACCAAGUCGAAGGCGUAAUUGCCGACUGGGGUCUGACACUGGGCGGCUUGAUUGGUUUCAUGGAGGUCUUCUUCGGCAAGAUGGGUAUCAGAAACCUGCGAUUCAAGCCUGCAUACAAUCCUUACACGGAGCCGAGCAUGGAGAUCUUCAGCUACCACGAGGGAUUGAAGAAGUGGGUGGAAAUCGGAAACAGUGGCAUGUUCCGGCCAGAAAUGUUGGAGCCAAUGGGUUUACCCAAAGAUAUGCGGAUAUAUGGUUGGGGCCUGAGUUUGGAGCGACCGACCAUGAUCAAAUACGGCGUUAACAAUAUCCGGGAGCUUUUGGGACAUAAAGUCGACCUCAACUUCAUUGAACAGAAUCCUGCCGUCCGCUUACACAAAGACUAG